GACGACGACGAAGUGGCAAAAGCGAAGAAAGAAAAAUAUUUUGGUUGCGAAGCUGGUGUUCAUUGUGUUCCGUGCCUGCCAGUGAAAAACACUCCCAUUUUGGACUAAAAAUUGGAAUUUGUGUAAAAUGAAGUGUUCGCGCGGCCAGAAUCGUUGAAGGUCGUUCGCGCCCCGUUGGAAUUUCGACGAGAAUCGCGUUUUCCUCCAGGAAAAAAAUCUGUUGAGUGAUUCAUCGUUUGUCUGGUGUGUGCCUUCGGGAAGUGUGCGGAAGACACUAGAGAGGGAAGGAGGGGACCCGUCGGUCGUCUGCGUUUCACCUUUUCGUGGAACGGUGUCAUCAUCCGAGGGGGGAGGAGGGUGGUUCAACAAAAGAAAAACAAAACGCAAUUUGGAAGUUUAGAACGAAAAUUUGGAGAACAAUGGACAACGAAAACGUCACGGAAAUCUUCAUGCAGCAUGGCGUCACGCUCAAAAAGGCCAGCGCCAGCCACAUGUCCGCCCUGAGCACGGUGGGUGUGCUGGCAUUUUGCAAGUACCAAAACAGCGAUCUGCACUUUUUCGAGUGGAAGCAAACGGACAUGUGCGAGAUUCUGGACACCGAAAGCCAGGACUCCGGUUGGUCGCUGGUUGACACCAUCGAAUCCACUUCGUCCAGCCCCAUUCCUGGAAUCUCCGGAAGUGCGCAAAAAUGUUCGGAGGUGAAUGACGCGACGGCGGCCGGGCAAACAGAGGGCUGUCCAACGUCCAAGAAUGCCAAACCGUCCGUGAUGGUCUUGUUCCGGGACUUGCUGGGCAUCGAGUACAGCAAGAACGAGCUGCGCUUCUUCAACCCGGAUUACUCCGUGCACAGUGCGUACUUGUUUGCGCACGGGUCGCCGUACUCGUUUGUGGAUUUCCUCGAGCGGAGACGCUUCAUCCGGAAGAACUCCCGCCGGAAGCACUACUACUACUGUCAGGAGGUGGCCGAAACGGACGACAAACUGCAGCGGUCAUUUUCGGAGCUCAACAUCGAAGACAUCCGGAACCGUCCCCGUGCCAAUCCGUACUUUGAUUUCGUGUCCAAGCUGGCCAGCGUGCAUCACCAGAUAUUGCCCCUCGGGAGGGCGGCACCGGAGGAGCGGCGAAGUCCGCAGGAGGAAUUGGGGAGGGACGUUGUUGUGAAGCAGCCGACCAGCAAUGGAAUCGAUAAGUUGAAGAAGGAGGAAGUGAGGCCGGUGGUGAGUAAAUUGGCACCGAGACAACCGGUGCACCGGGGACAACCGUUGACGGCGAAGCAGUGGUCGGAUCUGAAGGCUCAGGAUGGGUCCAUCACGGAUCCGGAUCUGCUGAAGGAGAUCAUUUUUAGAGGGGGCAUCUCCGACGACAUCCGCGCCGAGCUGUGGAAGUAUCUCCUCGGGCUGGACGUGUGGGAGCACACCACGGUCCAACGGGACGAGCGGCGUGCCAGCAAAACCCAGGAAUACUUCCAGAUGAAGCUGCAGUGGCUCACAAUCACCCCGAUCCAGGAGCACAACUUUACCGGCUACCGGGAACGCAAGUGCCAGAUCGAAAAGGACGUCAAGCGGACGGACCGGACGUACGAGUUCUUCGCCGGGGACGACAAUCCUAACCUGGCCAAGUUGCAGGACAUUUUGAUGACUUAUGUGAUGUUCAAUUUCGAUUUGGGCUACGUGCAAGGGAUGAGCGAUUUGCUGGCGCCGAUUCUGAGCUUGGUGCAGAACGAGGCGGAGUCGUUUUGGUGCUUUGUCGGAUUUAUGGCGAAGGUGUUUAACAACUUUGAUAUCGACCAGAAGGGCAUGAAGCAGCAGUUGGAGCAUUUGCGGACGCUGUUGGCGUUUGUGAAUGAAAAGUUGUACAAUUAUUUGAUGGAGAACCAGUCGGAGAAUAUGUACUUUUGCUUCCGAUGGCUGCUGGUUUGGUUUAAGCGGGAAUUUUCCAACAUCGACAUCAUGCACCUGUGGGAGAUCCUGUGGACGGGACUGCCCUGUCCCAACUUCCACCUCUUUAUCUGUGUGGCAAUUUUGGACCAGGAAAUGGACGUAUUUAUAAAUCAAGAAUAUACCUUCACCGAGAUCCUCAAACACGUCAACGAACUUUCCGGCAAUUUGAACCUGCUCGCGAUCCUCGAACAAGCCGAGAGCAUUUACCUGCAGGUCAAGCAAAGUCUGGAAACGUCCAAAGAGCCCCACGUGGAGCUGCGGAAGAUGAUUGGCGAAGAGAUCAGUCCCGGGCAGCAGCAGCAGCAGUCGGGAAGUGACGAGGAUGACGAUAGCUACGCGGCGAUCGUGAGUGAAAAAUCAACCGAAGAUCAGGAAGCGAUGCAGCGAAAGGUGGACGAAGCGUGCGAUUUGUCGCUGAGUUAUGCGUUUUUCUAACAAGUGAGAAGGGGGGAAUAGCAACUUAUCUUAUGUUUUUUUUUGUAAACUAUCCAAUUACCUAAUCCAGUCACAUAAACACGCAGCUUAUGAUGUAGAUUUGGAGUCGAUUGUGAACGGGGGCUAUGACGAGAAAUUUGUAAUUGAUAUAAACAUAUUUCAACGGGACUUUUUGUAGUAUGUGUACAUAACUGUUUAUUAAAGUUAUUUUAUGAGUUGAAA
Culex quinquefasciatus (southern house mosquito) is the source of this 2597-nucleotide messenger RNA. It is a transcript of the gene Tbc1d15-17, whose product is annotated as TBC1 domain family member 15. The record is from RefSeq and is a predicted model, not a curated record. Gene Ontology annotation, molecular function: GTPase activator activity. Bases 420 to 2375 code for a protein of 651 amino acids. Lineage: Eukaryota; Metazoa; Arthropoda; Insecta; Diptera; Culicidae. Gene Ontology annotation, biological process: activation of GTPase activity. The transcript is spliced from 3 exons.